Messenger RNA from Procambarus clarkii (red swamp crayfish), 1230 nucleotides. Its product is annotated as large ribosomal subunit protein bL17-like. NCBI's taxonomy places the organism in Eukaryota, Metazoa, Arthropoda, Malacostraca, Decapoda, Cambaridae. The record is from RefSeq and is a predicted model, not a curated record.
GAGGCUGAAGCAGUCACUCAGGAGACUGAGGCAGCCACUCAGGAGACUGAGGCAGCCACUCAGGAGACUGAGGCAGCCACUCAGGAGACUGAGGCAGCCACUCAGGAGACUGAGGCAGCCACUCAGGAGACUGAGGCAGCCACUCAGGAGACUGAGGCAGCCACUCAGGAGACUGAGGCAGCCACUCAGGAGACUGAGGCAGCCACUCAGGAGACUGAGGCAGCCACUCAGGAGACUGAGGCAGCCACUCAGGAGACUGAGGCAGCCACUCAGGAGACUGAGGCAGCCACUCAGGAGACUGAGGCAGCCACUCAGGAGACUGAGGCAGCCACUCAGGAGACUGAGGCAGCCACUCAGGAGACUGAGGCAGCCACUCAGGAGACUGAGGCAGCCACUCAGGAGACUGAGGCAGCCACUCAGGAGACUGAGGCAGCCACUGAAGAGACUGAGGCAGCCACUCAGGAGACUGAGGCAGCCACUCAGGAGACUGAGACAGCCACUCAGGAGACUGAGGCAGCCACCGAGGAGACUGAAGCAGCCACCCAGGAGACUGAGGCAGCCACUCAGGAGACUGAGGCAGCCACUCAGGAGACUGAGGCAGCCACUGGGGAGACUGAGGCAGCCACUGGGGAGACUGAUGCAGCCACUCAGGAGACUGAGACAGCCACUCAGGAGACUGAGGCAGCCACCGAGGAGACUGAAGCAGCCACCCAGGAGACUGAGGCAGCCACUGAGGAGACUGAGGCAGCCACUGAGGAGACUGAGGCAGCCACUGAGGAGACUGAGGCAGCCACUCAGGAGACUGAGGCAGCCACUCAGGAGACUGAGGCAGCCACUCAGGAGACUGAGGCAGCCACUCAGGAGACUGAGGCAGCCACUCAGGAGACUGAGGCAGCCACUCAGGAGACUGAGGCAGCCACUCAGGAGACUGAGGCAGCCACUCAGGAGACUGAGGCAGCCACUCAGGAGACUGAGGCAGCCACUCAGGAGACUGAGGCAGCCACUCAGCAGACUGAGGCAGCCACUCAGGAGACUGAGGCAGCCACUGAGGAGACUGAGGCAGCCACUCAGGAGACUGAGGCAGCCACUCAGCAGACUGAGGCAGCCACUCAGGAGACUGAGGCAGCCACUCAGGAGACUGAGGCAGCCACUCAGGAGACUGAGGCAGCCACUCAGCAGACUGAGGCAGCCAAUUGUUUAGUUCCCACAAGAACACCGGAGGACCUCUGA